This is a messenger RNA of Rhagoletis zephyria (snowberry fruit fly), 769 nucleotides long. It is a transcript of the gene Cpr50Cb, whose product is annotated as Cuticular protein 50Cb. The record is from RefSeq and is a predicted model, not a curated record. Lineage: Eukaryota; Metazoa; Arthropoda; Insecta; Diptera; Tephritidae. Gene Ontology annotation, cellular component: extracellular matrix.
AGCAUAACACUUUUUGGAAGGAAUUUAAAUCUUUAAAAAUGUUGUCGCUGAAAUCAUUGCUUUUUAUUAGCUCCACAAUCGCCGUCAUCGCCUGCGUCUGCGCGCAACUUGCUCCCGGCUCAAAUAUGUACCUGCCGCCAAAACCAAAUGGCUACAAUUAUCCAGAGCCCAAAAAUCCACUGCGACCUGGACCACCAAGCGGACCUGGACCCCGCCCACCAGGCCCACAGCGCCCACCCUCUCCACCAGGACCUGGCGAGCCUGGCCACGUCCACGUUCCCGGCAUGCCAUACGAUUUCGAAUACUCCGUCAAUGAUAUUGAAACCGCCAACGACUAUGCCCACAAAGCUUCGAGCAAUGGUGAUGUGGUGACUGGUGAAUAUCGUGUCGUCCUGCCCGAUGGUCGCACGCAGGUCGUACGUUAUACAGCCGACUGGAAGACUGGCUAUCAUGCGGAUGUCAGCUACGAGGGUGAACCACAAUAUCCACAGGGCCCGGGUGGCCGACCUGGCUAUAAGUAUUAACUAAGCAGCAGCGGAAGUUGAAGCGCCUGAAGCAAACACCUUUGCACGCACCUGCAUACAUACAUAUUUACGCUCACACACCACAAAGUAUAGGCACACUCACACAAAGCCACAAUAGCUGCAAUAAAUGCUACAACAACUGCCACAAUAACACAAACUAACACUGCCACACACACAACGAUUAAAUAAAGCGACGACAUUUUUUUUAAUUGGAAAUGAGAAACUUACUAACUGCCAGAAUUUUU